CAUAAAAUACCAUUCAACCAAAAUACUUUCCACCGUUUUUCUUCUUCUUCGCACGUGUAACCACAAUAACAAAACAGCACGCGGAAAUAUUACAGUAAACAAUGGAAAUUAGUAAAAAGUCGAAGAAAUCGAAGAGCGCUAAAAAGUCGAAGGCUCCCAAGGAUUCGGCCAUGUCCCUCAAGUUAAUGGCUCUCCAGCGCAAGCAAAAGGAGGUGGCUCGUGUGCUCACACUUAAACAGGAGAUUUUGUUAAAGUCUGGAGUAUCCUACCUGGAGUACCAGGAAAUUCGGGCAGAGAUCGAACGCCUGAAUUUCUUGAAGGAGACAUUUUCGCGGCGGGCGGACAAGUUGAAACAACAAGACAAAUAGCACCUUAAGGCUAAAUAUUUUUAGAAGAUAAUGAAAUUCGUGGUUUUAAGUUCAACGUUUUAAAAGUUAAAUCUAUAUGCUUGUAUAUUUCUAACAUUAAUUUCGAGGACACUGAUAAAUGUAUACAGUUAAAGCAGAAA
Molecule: messenger RNA, 508 nt
Organism: Drosophila kikkawai
Lineage: Eukaryota; Metazoa; Arthropoda; Insecta; Diptera; Drosophilidae
Source: RefSeq, a predicted model, not a curated record